This is a messenger RNA of Mycena indigotica, 3456 nucleotides long. RefSeq names its product putative fungistatic metabolite. The record is from RefSeq and is a predicted model, not a curated record. The transcript is spliced from 27 exons. Bases 1 to 3456 code for a protein of 1151 amino acids. NCBI's taxonomy places the organism in Eukaryota, Fungi, Basidiomycota, Agaricomycetes, Agaricales, Mycenaceae.
AUGGCGCCCCCACUCUCCUUCACAGCAGUCCUUCAUUCAACGCUCCUGCUCUUCGCCACAACGACGAAUGCUGACCCAAUCUCUGCACCAUAUCAUCUCAUUCGGUCCUUUACUACACCUCUCAACAUCUUUCGGUCUUUUACUCCUAGCCGCGAUGGGUUAGUUUCGCGGGCACCGAUUGUGCUGCCUUCUGGAUGGAUCGCGCGCGCGUGUGUUCGCGAGCCAUCAACGGGACGGACGCUGACGGGCUAUUCCUUCACGUCAUCCUCGAUGACCGCCACUUCCUGCGUGGCGCAAUGCGACUCUCGAGGCUUCAGAUAUGCAGGCGCGGAAUUUGGAUCCGAAUGCUAUUGUGGCGACUCGUUCGAGGGCGGGGCCACUGGCGGAGGGACCAUCGCGUCAGGUGAAUGCAACAUGAGUUGUGCUGGCGACGCGACACAAACUUGUGGCGACGGCAAUCGCUUGACGACCUAUGAACGCAGGUCGAAUACUACCGUCGCUCCUGUGCUGCCUACUGGUUGGAACUACACCGGUUGUAUCACAGAGCCUUCAAGCGGCCGCACACUGGCAAAUUAUUCCUUUGUCGACGGCACUAUGACAAUUGACAAAUGUGUUGCAACUUGUAACAGUCGAGGCUUCCAUAUCGCAGGAGCCGAGUAUUCAAAUGAGUGCUGGUGUGGCGAUAGCUUCCAGGGUACUGCAUUGGGAGGGGGAGUUGCAGUACCUCCCAGCGAAUGCAACAUGCCUUGUGCAGGCGAAUCGACUCAGACAUGUGGAGCUGGGUAUAGACUAUCAGCCUAUUCAUAUACUCAACCAAACACUCCACCGAGUGGUCCAACGCUUCCUACUGGUUGGGCAUAUGUUUCAUGUAUGCAAGAGCCAUCAGGUGGUCGGCUUCUCGGAGGAUACUCCUUCACAAACAACGGAUUGACGGUAGAAUCAUGUGUCUCAACCUGUCAAAGGCGCGGAUUCAUCUACGCUGGGAUGGAGUUCGCGAACGAGUGCCACUGCGCGACUGGUUAUACCUCUCCACCCGUUACAGCUAGCGAAUCUGAUUGCUCAAUGCCCUGCGCUGGCAAUUCAUCCCAAAAAUGUGGUGCUGGCUUCAGAUUGAAUGUUUAUUCAAGCGAAUCUCAAUCGUCAGGAACGACUGGCCUUAUUCUCCCCCCGUUUUGGCCUAAAAGUUCUCAAUGUAUUGUCGAGGCCUCGACAGGACGAACUCUUUCGGGUACCGCUUGGACAGACGAUGGGAUGACUGUUGAGAAAUGUGUCUCAUUCUGCGACAACACGGGCUUCAAAUAUGCUGGAGUGGAAUAUGGGGCAAGUGUGAAAGAAUGUUAUUGUGACAAUUCCGUCUCCACGGCCAACGGGGGAGGUGUUCUGGCAAGCUCCUCGAGCCAAUGCGACAAGCCAUGCGCCGGCAAUCCUCAACAAAUCUGCGGGGCGGGCUUCAGGAUCUCAUUAUACUCCAAGAGUACUUCCAAUGCCGCUGCUCUGCCCGCAGGCUGGUCGCCGUCAAUGUGUGCCAUCGAUAACGACUCUCGGGUUCUCGUUGGUUUCCAAACUACAGACACUGCCCUCACACCAUCAUCGUGCAUCAACAAGUGUGCAAGCAUGAAUUAUAAUCUCGCUGGCGUCGAAAAUGGCCAGGAAUGUUAUUGUUCCAACAGCCUGACGAAUAAUCCCAUUGGCGCAAGGGAGGAUCAAUGCAACAUUCCAUGCGCUGGAGAUUCAUCACUUAACUGUGGCGGUGGCUGGCGCGUCAUGGUCUAUCAGCGGAACGCUGCGGCACCCUCUGGUCAAAAUGCAUGGAGCCUAACAGCGGGUGGAACGAGCGGAAUUGUCAUGACCCAUGUAGCUGUCGUGAACAAUGAGACGAUAGUGGUGAUCGACCGCAAGGAGAAUAAUCCGCUUAAGAACGCGCAAAAUUCCGCUGCGUGGGGUGCUGUUUGGAGUCUUGUGUCGAACACUGUUCGGGCAUUAAAUAUAGCAACCCAUUCGUUCUGCUCUGCUGGGGGCUUUCUUAGCAAUGGCACUUUCGUUAAUUUCGGGGGUCACCCAUAUACAAAUCGGGAUAAUGAGGCUGCGCCAGAUGGUCAACAAGGCAUCCGUCUAUUCAAUGCGUGUCCAGCGUCAGGCAACUGCGACAUCUACGAAAACGCUGAUCGUAUACGAAUGGGAGAUACCCGUUGGUAUCCUACUUCUGCCCGCCUUCCUGACGGAUCUGCUAUCAUUCUGGGUGGCUCAAAAGUCAGCGAUUGGACGAAUAGGCCUACCAUAAACAGCCCAACUUACGAGUUCUAUCCUGUCAAAAACGUCAGUGGGUCGAAUGGACUCCCCGUUCAGUCGCCAUUCUUUGUUGACACAUUGCCCCAUAACCUUUACCCCCUCGUUUACGCCUUACCCGAUGGAAGCAUAUUUGUCGCCGCGAAUAAUAAAGCCAUGCUUCUCGAUUGGCAUACUAAUACCGAAACCCGACUUCCGAACUUCCCUAAUGGACAACGUGUUGUAUAUCCCUUCAAUGCAGCCGGGGUGUUACUUCCGCUAACUCCCGAGAACAACUACACGCCGGAAAUGGUCAUCUGCGGUGGAUCUCAAAUCUCUGACCAAAUCGAGUCCCAAAACCUGGACGCACAACGUGACUAUGGCUCUGCUCAAUGUUCGCGAAUGGUUCUCAACGCGGCUGGUAUCGCUGGCGGAUGGCAGACAGAAUGGAUGCCUGAACCAAGAUUGAUGUCUGAGGGAGUUCUAUUACCCGACGGCAAAAUAUUGAUCAUCAAUGGAUGCCGAACCGGCGCGGCAGGCUACGGCAAUCUGAAGAACCGCGUCGGUGAUUCUAACGCCGACAAUCCGACCUUAACUCCUCUUUUAUACGACCCCAGCGCGCCAGUUGGACAAAGAAUCACGCGUGAUGGACUGCCCACCAGCAACAUUCCGCGAAUGUAUCACUCUGUUGCAACACUGCUUCCUAGCGGCGCAAUCAUGAUAGGUGGCUCAAACCCCAACGACGAUUUUUCUGCGGCCAAGUAUGCAUCAGAGCUCAGAGUUGAGUAUAUGUAUCCUUCGUAUAUGACAAAGCCACGGCCCACUUUCAGUGGCCUGGCUACUAGUAUCGGUUACAAUACGACUUUCACGUUGAGCGUGACCCUCCCAGCCGGCGCGCAGAAUGUCUACGCUAUCAUCAUGGACUACGGAUUUGUGACCCACUCAGUCCACAUGGAUCAGAAACUGGUGAAACUUGUUAGUGUACGCCAGGGAAACACCCUUGUUGUGACUGGCCCCCCGAGUGCAUUCGUCUACUCUCCUGGCCCGGCGUGGGUUAUGGUCGUCGCUGAUGGUGUUCCAUCGGUUGCGCAGCAAGUUAUGGUGGGUAACGGCGCGGGUCCGCCUGUUGAUCAGGCUGCGAUCGCAUAUAUGCUUGCGUCGACACAGAAUCCUGAUCCGGGUCCACAUUGA